UUAUUUCCCUUCCGCUUUUACUUUCUUUCUUUUUCUUCCGCCAUUUCCAUCUCUCUCCGAGCUCAGCUUCGAGCUUCACCUCUCGCGGCGGCCGUUUCCUCCUCCCCGGAUCCCCGCCUCGUUCAUCCAACCCUCGACGCGCACCUCAGACCUCAUUCCAUUCAGCCGUUCCCAAGCACGCCACCCUUCAAUCAUACUCGUCCCCGCCCUCCCCUCGCCUGUGCCGGCGUGGGGUGGAGAUCCGUCCGGACUUGGAUUGAUUUCUUCAUAUUUUCUCGCAUGUUUCUUGAAGAAGCAUUCUGCGGCGUGUCAAAAUAGAAGCUGAAGAUACUAAACAUCUGGAUUCAGCACAUACCAUUUUGGCGGUUUGGUGUUCUGGAUCAGAUUUGCUGCAAGAUUCCAAUUCAUGGUGUCUGGAUGAGCAGCUGAAAUGCUAUUGGCUGUGGAGGGAGGAGGUUUUUUCUCGUCGUCAGCAUCAGGAUAUAGCCAUGGCCUUGCUCUCUUGCUGCUUGGACGGAAAGGUGAAGAUAAGCGUGACAAGGCAUCACCAUGCAGUCAUUGCCAACUAGUUGGUCAAGAAGCUGAGCAGGACUGCCAAGUUCCUUCAGGGACAAAUGAUGUUCCUGGUAAAUGUGCUUCCUUUAUCUGCUUUGGCUGCACCCCUGCUAGGCUUGUGGGGGCAUCUCCUCCGAAAUUGAGUUCAAGCAACACACCUGGGAACUCAUCAGAACAAUCGUCCAUUUCAACAAAUGGGACUGCAGCUACUAAUGGUUCCAUCAAUGGAAGUGGGAGAAAAGGUUGUCUUAAGAUCAACCAGAAAAGGGAUUCUUCUGGGCGUUCCAUAUUGAGUUAUGGCGAGGAGCUACGUGAGUCGCUGGAAGAGGUGCAAGCCUUGAAAUCUGGUAUGGAACGGAGAAAAGUUCAGUGGACUGACACCUGUGGCAAGGAACUUUUUGAGAUAAGAGAAUUCGAAGUCAGCGAUGACGGUCUGUCAGAGGAUGACCUAGAAAAUGAGGGUUUCAGGAAAUGCGAGUGUGUGAUUCAGUAAUCUUCACGUCUGCAAAGUGCCUUUGGCCAAGAGAGUGCUUCAUGGGAUCUUGAAGUUCUGAUUGGUGUGAUCAUGACAAGAUGCACAGGCUACUAGCUUCCUGCCGAUCAAUUGAUACUCAAGGAUGGAUCUGGGACAUAUAUUAUUAUUUUGUACUACCUUGGUUCUCAUGUUCAGUUAGUGCACAUAAUAUUUAGGGCUACAAUUUUGUCAUGGUUGACAACUUCUAUUCGUUUCACUUUCUCCUCUAACAUAUUCUCCCUUUUCCUAUUUCUUGGGUGUCCUGCUGUGCUAUCUUGUUUUGUGCCAUAUGUAACUGUUCAUUUUCCCCAUAGCUGAGGGUGUUGUUUUCUUGUUACCGUAUAA
Molecule: messenger RNA, 1414 nt
Organism: Phragmites australis (common reed)
Lineage: Eukaryota; Viridiplantae; Streptophyta; Magnoliopsida; Poales; Poaceae
Exons: 3
Coding region: 431-1048 (205 amino acids)
Source: RefSeq, a predicted model, not a curated record